Molecule: messenger RNA, 570 nt
Organism: Caenorhabditis bovis
Lineage: Eukaryota; Metazoa; Nematoda; Chromadorea; Rhabditida; Rhabditidae
Source: the annotation of a GenBank genome assembly
AUGGGUUUCUUUUCAUCGCUAUCGAGCCUUUUCGGUCUCGGCAAAAAGCAGGUCCAUGUCGUCGUUGUGGGUCUUGACAAUUCGGGAAAGACGACGAUAUUGAAUCAGCUGAAGACGCCGGAAACGCGCACGGCGCAAAUCGUACCGACCGUCGGAUUCAAUGUUUCGAAUGUGCAAACGGGCAAUUUGGUGAUUAACGCGUUCGAUAUGGCCGGACAAGCCAAAUACCGAUCGAUGUGGGAAAGCUACUAUUCGACGGCGCAAGGCAUCGUGUUCGUCGUCGACAGCUCCGACAAACUUCGAAUGCCUUUGGCAAGAGACGAGCUGUGGAUGAUAAUGGAUCACAAGGACAUUGCGCACAAACCGGUACCAAUUUUGGUGUUGGCGAAUAAAAUGGACGAGCCGGAAGCGAUGACGUCGGCGGAGAUAUCGGUAUCGUUGGGGCUUGAGGUUAUCCGAGGGCACCAUUGGACGAUUCAAUCCACAUGCGCGCUGAACGGCGUCGGACUUGACAAGGCGAUGCAAUGGCUGUCGAGCGAGAUUCUCAUCUACCUUGAAACGCGGAAAUAA